Messenger RNA from Leptidea sinapis, 912 nucleotides. RefSeq lists its product as uncharacterized. Lineage: Eukaryota; Metazoa; Arthropoda; Insecta; Lepidoptera; Pieridae. The coding region runs from base 1 to 912 and encodes 303 amino acids. The record is from RefSeq and is a predicted model, not a curated record. The transcript is spliced from 3 exons.
AUGCCGGACGGGGAAGACCCACCGCCGGAAGAACUUGUCAAACUGGUGAACUACUGCGAGACAAUCAAGAGCGAGCUUAUUGUGGCUGCAGACUGCAAUGCACAUCACCCGCUCUGGGGCAUGCAAACAACCAACAAAAGGGGUUCAGAACCCACCUUUGUAAAUAGAAGGAGCAAAACAAUUAUAGACAUCACCUUAGCAACAGAGGGAGUGUCUGAUUACAUAUCCAAUUGGCAUGUGUCGAAAGAAGCAUCCUGCUCAGACCACAAAUGGAUACUUUUUAACAUGGAGGUAAACAUCACUACACCGCCUCCCAAGAGGAAACCCCGCAGAACGAAUCUUACUCAGUACAAGUCGCUGAUGGAAUCGCGUCUAAAGGACGAAACACUCCCAGCCAGGAUAAUCGGAGUAGACAACAUCGAAAACCAAAUAGAAAAAAUAUACAAAUUCAUGACUGCCAGUUAUCAUGCUACAUGUCCCCUCACCAGCCCUCAAUCAGACAGACCAAGACCCCAGACCUGGUGGGGACCUGAAUUAGAAAGGCUCAGGAAAAAAGUGAGGAGACAUCUGAACCGCGCAAUGAACACAGGCGAUCAAUACGACUGGGACAUCUACAAAGAGUGUAAGUCUGAAUACAAGAAACGCAUCAGAUACAGAAGAUCAGAAGGCUGGCGUAAAUUUUGCAGCAGCAUCCAAUGCCAUAACCAGGCCAACAGGGCAAGGAAAUUAAUCUCUAACCAACCCAGGCAAAUCCUUGGAUCCCUGCUGAAACCUGACGGUAGAGGGGAAAAGGCCGAGAGGCCAAAGUCCGAAGAGAUGGUUGGAUCAAAUAUCCGAACACCUGGAUAUUCCGGUCAUUGCACCUGGCCACAGACCGUAACCGAUGGAGGCGUGCUGUUGACAGUAUACUGA